Durio zibethinus is the source of this 1502-nucleotide messenger RNA. RefSeq lists its product as uncharacterized. The record is from RefSeq and is a predicted model, not a curated record. Gene Ontology annotation, molecular function: protein binding. Lineage: Eukaryota; Viridiplantae; Streptophyta; Magnoliopsida; Malvales; Malvaceae.
UAAAAGCUACCUUCGCCAACCCAAAGCCUUCCCUUUUUGUCCUUAUAUAAACCAUUCUUCAACUUCCCACCUCACUGCUUCACUUGAAAACCCGGUCUUUUUUGAUCGAUGGGUAAACAAGGAAGAAUGAGAGUGGUUCCUUGUGCUCUGUUUUUAGUUGCUCUGUUUCAGUGUAGAUUCUUGGCUUUUGCAAUUUUGGACCCACUUGAUUUUUUAGCUUUACAAUCCAUUAGAAAGUCUCUCAAUGACUUACCUGGCUCCAAUUUUUUUGCUUCCUGGGAUUUCACCUCCGAUCCUUGUAACUUCGCCGGCGUUUACUGUGAAUCCAAUAAAGUGAUAGCUGUUAAUCUGGGUGAUCCUCGUGCUGGUUCGCCGGGUUUAACUGGAAGGAUAAACCCGGCCAUUGGUAAACUGUCUGCUCUCGCCGAGUUAUCUAUCGUUCCGGGUCGGAUCUAUGGGUCGUUGCCGCAGUCAAUCUCGCAAUUGAAGGACCUUCGGUUUCUUGCAAUCAGCCGGAAUUUCAUCUCUGGGGAUAUUCCGCCGACUCUUGGCCAAUUGAGAAGCCUUAAAACGCUUGAUCUUAGCUACAAUCAGCUCACCGGAGAAAUCCCUCGCUCCAUCGGAACCUUGCCGGAGCUCACCAACGUUAUUCUUUGCCACAACCACCUCUCUGGUUCGAUCCCUCCGUUUCUCUCCCAAGUCGUAACCCGGCUGGACCUCAAACACAAUGCUCUCACCGGGUCGCUCGCUCCAGACUCCCUCCCUCCUUCUCUCCAGUUCCUCUCUCUCUCCUGGAACCAGCUGACUGGGCCGGUGGACAGGCUUCUAUCCGGGCUUGACCAGUUAAACUACCUAGACUUGAGUUUGAACCAGUUCACCGGUCCCAUCCCGGGCCGGUUGUUUUCAUUUCCUAUUACAAACCUUCAGUUGGAAAGAAACUUGUUUUCUGGUCCAGUCCAACCGGCUGAUCAAGUGACAAUAUCAACCAUUGAUCUGAGCCACAACAGACUGUCAGGUCAGAUAUCACCAAUGUUCUCGACCGUACAGAAUCUUUACUUGAAUAACAACCGGUUCACUGGUCAGGUCCCGGCCAGCUUUGUGGACCGGUUAUUAUCCGCCAGCAUACAAAUACUUUAUUUGCAGCAUAACUAUUUGACCGGUAUCGAGAUUAAUCCGACGGCCGAGAUUCCUGUAAGCAGUUCUCUAUGUCUACAGUACAACUGCAUGGUACCGCCCGUACAAACGCCGUGCCCAUUGAAGGCUGGGGAACAGAAGACUAGGCCUACUGCCCAGUGUAACGAAUGGAAAGGAUAGCUCGGUAAUUUUGAGGAUCUUGUGAGGGGUACUUUUGAAAGAAAAGUUAUAAAAAAUGGGAAUUUGGAUUCAUUAAUUUUGUGGGUAAAUGGUGAAAUAAGAGAGUUUGUUGAUACAUUAGAAAUUGUAAUUUGUAAUUUUUAUUUUGUUGUUUGUUAUGACCAUAAUAUAUUAAAUUAAUACUAUUA